UGUGAUAAGCAUUCCCGUAGAAUAUUUUCAAAAAGAUUUUCUAUUUUUCGAAAAGCUUAUGAAGGAGAGAUUUUUUCAACGGAGAGAGAGACGUAAUUUUUGAGAACCAUUUCGAAAUAUUAUAGAAAAUCGCAUUUUUGAUUUGACACUUUUUUGAGCCGUUUUUAAUUACUUGGGAACACAGCAAUUAUGAGACGAGACAUUUUUCUGUCAUCCAACUUUGAUAAGAGAAAUUUAGGAAAAAGAAUGAAUCGAAUUUUUCUUAAUUGAAUCUAGAAAUAGGACUUAUUUCAGAGCAUGAAGAUCCUGAAUAUUUAAGAACAAGCCAUGCAGAUCCUAAAUUUUUGAUAAAUUUGAGGCAAUCAUUUUGUUUCCACCACCAUCUCUGAACUUAACUUUCAAGAUGACUGAAUCAUCCUUUGGAACUGAUUACGUUACAGUGCUUUUCAAUGACACUUUUCAAACAGCACUGACAAUGAUAAGCGACCCGGUUAAUGAUUCACUGUCUUCUAUCACAACCAAUAUAACAGAAUCAGAAGAAGAAGGUACAACUUGGGAAUCGCAAGUUACUCUGGCACUAAAGACGAUGGUAGUCACUACAAUCAUAGUCUGUGCCAUUUUCGGUAACAUUUUGGUGAUUUCCAGUGUUUAUCGAAAUCACAAGCUGCGAAUCACAACAAAUUAUUUUGUUGUAUCUUUAGCUUUCGCUGACACAUUAGUGGCUCUGUUAGCUAUGACCUUUAACGCCAGCCACAUGAUUGCUGGCAAAUGGCUCUUUAAUCAGACUGUUUGCGACUUCUGGAACUCAUGUGACGUACUUUUUUCCACCGCAUCCAUCAUGCAUUUGUGCUGCAUCAGUGUUGACAGAUACUACGCCAUUAUUAAGCCACUCGAGUAUCCAACUAAGAUUACAGGAAGAUUGGUAGCCAUUAUGAUUGCAUCUGUAUGGUUCAGCUCUGGCCUCAUCAGCUUCAUACCAAUUUUCUUGGGCUGGUACACCACUGAUGAAUACCUUCAGUCUCGUGACUUGAAUCCUGAUGUUUGCGACUUCAGAGUCAACAAGCCCUAUGCUAUCAUCUCGUCAAGCGUUUCUUUCUGGAUUCCAUGCUUCAUAAUGCUUUUCACCUACUAUAAGAUCUAUGUCGAAGCUGUUCGCCAAGAGAAGUUCAUGUGCAAACAUCAAGUAGGCCCGGCUAUGAUGCAUAACAGCGCUCGAAACAGCACCGACCAUUCCAUGGCUCCCAACGUACAUGCACCACCCCAUCGCAAUUCUCAUGGCGAUGAUCCGGAGAGUGGCCAAUCGACCCCGACCAAACGAAGCAUUAACAAGAUGAAGAGAGAACAUAAAGCGGCCAAAACCUUGGGAAUCAUAAUGGGGGCUUUCAUCCUUUGCUGGCUACCUUUCUUCCUCUGGUAUGUCUCGAUCAGCAUGUGUGGCGAUGCUUGCUAUUGCCCGGAAAUUGUUGUCCAAGUUCUCUUCUGGAUCGGCUACUUCAACUCUUCUCUGAAUCCCAUCAUCUACGCUUACUUCAACCGGGACUUCCGUGAGGCUUUCAAAGACACGAUCCAAACCUUCAUUUGCUGCUGCUGCAAAGUACCAUGCUUGCAAAGUGAGAGGGCUAAGGCCAUGCACUUCAACUGUGCUUACAGAUCGACUCAGGACAUUGGACUUGUGGAGAACAAGUACGUCAGAGACUGAGAACUUUCAGAGGCAUUCGAAGAGAGAAAACAUAUGAAGAUAUGAUGAAAAAUUGUAUCAUACUGGGUCGGAACCUCAGACGAAGAACGCAGAGAACGAAGCCCAGUACUUAGACGACGAUGCGGAACAUCUUCAAGAACCAGAUUCUCAAGAAAUUUCGUUCCAAGCUUCAAUCUUGGGUCUUGUGUAAAUAACAUCAGAGUAUGUAGACUUUACUUGAUAGCAUCUGGCACCUACAAUUCUUCAAGCAGAUGCCGACUGCAUAUUUCAGUUGAUUUUGCAUGCUAUGUUCGUGUAUCUUUGAUGUAGAUGUUAACUAACUAUCACCCGAAAGCGUUAGCGUGAAUUAAACUUUUUUUUUCUGUAUAUAAUUAGAAAAAUUUUGAGCUGGAGGACCGGAAAAUAUGUUUGUGGGUUUUUUUUGCCUACUCAAUGUGAUAUUUUAAUCGUGCACCUAAUUCAAUGUUUAAAGACGAGGAUAGAAUUUGUGUCAAUGCAAAUCCUCGUGCAUGUAAACCAGUAGUAUGAUCUCUAAGUAUUUUGUAUAUUUUGUCUUGUAUAGUCGUUCUAUCGUCAAGGACCGAAAAAGAGAAUGUGCAUGUAAUGCUCACUAACUCAUUUAAAGCUUAAUUCCUAAAUUCUAUUUUGAAGGCAGAAUUUGGUUAAUGGCUAAAAAGCAAAAAUAUUUUUCUUAAAUCAAUUCUACAUAUAUAUUUAUUGCUUUUAUAUCAUUUUAUAAAAAGCGACACAUAAUCUGAUGUAGAAAGUAAAAUCUCCCUUUGAUGUGUUAAUAUAUUGAUGUGUGUUUCAUUCAUCAAUUGAUUCGAUGUCAAACUGUAUGUUGUUAGUGAGUCUUAGGUGUUAUGUUGUUCACUCUCUGAUUUCAGAUGUUGCAAAAUUUCUCUGUGUAUUGACUGUUACAAUAUAUGUGAGAAAAUAUUUGUAAUUCGUGAGAAAUAAAGAUU
Molecule: messenger RNA, 2664 nt
Organism: Argiope bruennichi
Lineage: Eukaryota; Metazoa; Arthropoda; Arachnida; Araneae; Araneidae
Product: octopamine receptor beta-2R-like
Exons: 3
Coding region: 404-1699 (431 amino acids)
Biological process (GO): adenylate cyclase-activating adrenergic receptor signaling pathway
Cellular component (GO): membrane
Molecular function (GO): octopamine receptor activity
Source: RefSeq, a predicted model, not a curated record